This is a messenger RNA of Vombatus ursinus (common wombat), 801 nucleotides long. It is a transcript of the gene CUNH10orf62, whose product is annotated as chromosome unknown C10orf62 homolog. The coding region runs from base 1 to 801 and encodes 266 amino acids. The transcript is spliced from 2 exons. The record is from RefSeq and is a predicted model, not a curated record. Lineage: Eukaryota; Metazoa; Chordata; Mammalia; Diprotodontia; Vombatidae.
AUGAGGUUCAUUGCUGAGGCGGGGGAGGGGUCUUCCCCAGGUAGUGGAGGAGCAGGGAUCUGCCCUGCAGACACCCUCUGGGGUGCCUUUCAGGUCCUGGAGAGCCUGGGAGUGCUUACCCAGCAACCAUCAUGCAAGGUGGUGCUGGCAAUCAGCCUGCUGCUGGGGGCUGGAGGCCUCUACCUCUGGUUCCAGUGGAAAAAGAAGUCCAUCAAGAGCCGAAAGGAUUGUAGUAAAGAAUCCGUAGAGUCCACUGUCAUAGAGAGUAAGAGUGAUCCCUGGAUCAAAUCCCACUUCAGCCGCCUUUCAGAUGAAAAGUUAUGUGCCCUGAUGCAAGAAGGUGGAAGUGGGGAGGUCAUUUCUGCCAGUACCAAUGUGCAAGUGGAAACCUGUACCUCAAGGCUUAAAGAAGGGAGAAAUGUUGAUAUCCACAAGGAAUCUUAUAUCAGCAGGCAGAGGACAUCAGGAAGCAAAGUGUUCAAGGAGUCCCACAGAGACUCUGCCAAGUCGAGCUCAGCGGACGAGUCAACAUGGGCAUCAACGGCUGCGUGUGUGCGGGAAAUCGACAUCACGGGUAGGCACCUGGCGGAUUCCAUGCUUCAGCGGGCCAUGGACUGCCAGAACCCUGGUCAUUGGGAAACCAAAGACGUUAAUAAGGAGGAACUCAAGGCCCUGGAGGAAGUAGAGAUGAAAGUCAUAGGGAAUUUCCUCAACCAUCGGGAAAACAAUGUAGCCGGCUCAAGCAGUGGCUACCGCUGCCAUGGCCAUCACAUACCCCAUGCUUACUUUGAAGUUACCUAA